GGGGUGGUGUCGAUCGCAACGGUGCAAAAGAUGCGGAGGGAAAGCAAAUUAAUUGGAGGAUCGGUGAGCUGGAGUGGGAAGCGUGGAUGCGUGUGCUAGAUAAUGCGGGCUAUCGAACGGGUCAUAUCUAUCGACAACCCCUUUUUCGUUCGAGGACACUUCCUUCAUCGACAAAUCAAAAUGAUGUUGCUGUUCCACCUAGCGCCUCUUCUAUUGGCACCGUGGAUGAAUCUGAUUAUGAGUCAGUGACAGCGCAUAAGAUGGCGUUAUUGCGUAAGGAACAGGAACGGUCUCGGUGGUUAAAUUCACCGAAUGCCUACCAGAAAAUUGAAAUCUUGGAAACAGGAACCAAUAAUCCGAAACGGAUUACGAAGUGGGUGCAAGAUGUAAGUUCACCAUCCCAAAGUGGAACACCAGUGAAAAUCUCUUCACCACACCAGUUUAGUCCUUUCUCUGCAAAUCCAAAGGAAUUCAAGGAAAAGCAGAAAGCAAUCAAAGAAAAUCGUCGAUUGGGAACAACUUCAGCAGGUCCACAAUCGCAAAUUUUGGACGGAGUUACAUAUGAAGAGAUCGCACAAAUGCGGGCGGUAUAUUUUUCAUGCCUCUUAAAUUUAUUUUAA
Molecule: messenger RNA, 620 nt
Organism: Loa loa (African eye worm)
Lineage: Eukaryota; Metazoa; Nematoda; Chromadorea; Rhabditida; Onchocercidae
Exons: 4
Coding region: 87-620 (177 amino acids)
Cellular component (GO): cytoskeleton; postsynaptic density; plasma membrane
Molecular function (GO): actin filament binding
Source: RefSeq, a predicted model, not a curated record